Messenger RNA from Brassica oleracea var. oleracea, 709 nucleotides. RefSeq names its product histone H2A variant 1-like. The record is from RefSeq and is a predicted model, not a curated record. Gene Ontology annotation, cellular component: nucleosome. The transcript has 3 exons. The coding region runs from base 109 to 519 and encodes 136 amino acids. NCBI's taxonomy places the organism in Eukaryota, Viridiplantae, Streptophyta, Magnoliopsida, Brassicales, Brassicaceae. Gene Ontology annotation, molecular function: structural constituent of chromatin; DNA binding; protein heterodimerization activity.
AUUUUAAAACUCUCAUCCCAUUCACUUCUACCAGAUUUCGUUUAUUACUCUCUCUCCAUCUCAUCGUCUCUCAGAUCUAGAAGUGAGCAGUAUCAAUUGCGAGCGAACAUGGCAGGCAAGGGAGGUAAAGGUCUCAUCGCUACAAAGACGAUGGCUGGUAACAAGGACAAAGACAAGGACAAGAAGAAACCCAUCACUCGAUCUGCUCGUGCUGGUAUCCAGUUUCCGGUGGGUCGUAUCCAUAGGCAACUCAAGACGAGAGUUUCAGCGCACGGAAGGGUCGGUGCCACUGCUGCUGUUUACACGGCUUCGAUCCUGGAGUACCUGACCGCGGAGGUUCUUGAGUUGGCUGGAAACGCGAGCAAAGAUCUGAAAGUGAAGAGGAUCACUCCAAGGCAUUUGCAGCUGGCUAUCAGAGGAGAUGAGGAGCUUGACACCCUCAUCAAAGGGACUAUUGCUGGAGGAGGUGUGAUUCCUCACAUCCACAAGUCUCUCAUCAACAAGGCCAUCAAGGAGUGAGGUUGUGUGGUCUGCUAGUUAGUAGCUUAUGGUGUUAAUGUUUGUGUUUGUUUAGUCUUGGACCGCUUUUCUUUCUCCUAGUUUCUCUGUCAAUGUGUUGCGCUCUUUUGAACAUCAUCAGGUGUACGUACAUUAGUGUAAUCUGAACUCUUAGGCUUCUCGUUUGAGCAAAUGUUGUCUUUGCUGCUAA